Molecule: messenger RNA, 2541 nt
Organism: Ostrea edulis (European flat oyster)
Lineage: Eukaryota; Metazoa; Mollusca; Bivalvia; Ostreida; Ostreidae
Product: tripartite motif-containing protein 72-like
Exons: 2
Coding region: 639-2303 (554 amino acids)
Biological process (GO): positive regulation of DNA-templated transcription
Cellular component (GO): nucleoplasm; chromatin
Molecular function (GO): ubiquitin-protein transferase activity; zinc ion binding
Source: RefSeq, a predicted model, not a curated record
UAGAAAAGAGGAGGGUCACCCAAUAUUUCUUCAUUUGCAUUUGAAAUUAACGGAAAAUCAACGUUACCAAAACCGUGGGGUGCAUCAAAGUGGGUCAAUGUGAAGUUUAAAUCUAUUGAAGCAGUAGAUGACACGUACUUAGGUAGUGUAUACAAGGUCGAUCUCGUCACGUACAGGUAUUUAAAGCACGGGACUACACUGAAGGUCGAAAGAACAGGGAAGCCAUAUUAGAUUUACAGGUGAGACAAACAUAUUGCUAUUAUAAUUCAGGCUCGUACCGAGGGGGGGUGCGGGGGUGCAAAUGCACCCCCCUGUGAAAACCAUUAAGCACUAUUAAAGUCGGCUGUGUAAAUCAUCAAGCACUAUUAAAGUCAAAUAUUUUCUAAAAUCCCUAGCUUUUACUUCCACAGUAAGGAAUAUCACGAAAUAAAUUCAAUACAUAUUGCCUAUGCGUAAAGAAAUAGGUUAACAUCGUAUUCGGUUUCUUUUUUAAACGAAUUGAGUCUUGAUCAGUGGUAUGUUUUGCAGAUAUUCUAGGACAAAUGCAUCGUUUCAAAGAUCGAUUUGACCUAGCUGAGUUUUAGUGUGACUGCAGUUGUAGUACACAGUGAACUACUCAUGUGACCCAGACACCAGAUAUGCUGCACCCCCGGCGCAGUGCCCAGCACGUCCUACUGUGCGACGCCUGUGAAACUGCCCCCCUACAAAGUCACUGUGAACGUUGUAAUAUAAAUCUCUGUACUAACUGUGUAGGAAAACAUCUCUUGGAUUCGUCUAGAAAACACCGAGUCAUACCGUUCAUAGAGAAAAGUUCUACUCCUACAUGUAACUACCCAAAAUGUCCCAGCCACCCUGACAAACAGUGUGAACUUCACUGUGAGAAAUGCGACCUUCCCGUCUGUUCUACCUGCGUCGCCUCAGGUAAACACAAAGGUCACGAUAUAUCGGAUAUUCAGAAAAAACUCAGCGCUAAAACACAAGGUUUACAAAAAGAUUUGGAAGAACUCGAAACCAGAAUUUACCCCCGAUACGAAGAAAUCGUUUCCGAUGUCCAAACUGAGAAAGCCCAGAUAGAAACGACGUACGGGAAACUGACCACAGCUGCCGACCAACAAGGAGAAAUCUUGCACCGGGAGAUCACCGCCAUUGUCAACCAACGGAAAUCCGACAUUGCGGAGAUGAAAACUAAACAUCUGGCUGCCUUAGAUAAAAACACAGAUGAAAUCACACACAGUAUUACUGAACUCAAACAAAUCAUUCUAAAUCUGAAGGCAAUAUUGGAAUCCAAUGACGUCUCCCUAAUCUCUACCUACAAAUCUAGGAAUGCCGAGUUCAGGAGAUUACCACCAAAAGUCCAAGUUACAUUACCAAAUUUGUCACCUCAGAAAAUAAACACAGAACAGCUCCGUGAAAUGUUUGGGUCUCUGUCGCCAUUAUCCAUUAACACAGAAGAACAAGGCUACAUAAUGAAGUCAGCAGAAGCUGUAUCGUCUCCUCCAGUCAAGCCACUGCUUAAUGAACCGCGCGUCACCGCCACCAUAGACACUGGGUAUAGCGGACUAUACAGUGUUAGCUGUGUCAGUGAAGAACAAGUCUGGACACGCGGGAGUAACGAAAUCAUGAAGCUCCUCAACCUCCGGGGUAAACUACUAACAUCAAUACAAACCAAGUCAGGGAACAAACCAGGGGACAUAGCAGUGACACGGGACGGAGAUCUUGUUUAUACUGACCCUGAUAAAAGAACUAUAAACUUAGUUAAGAAUAAAGAGAUACAAACCGUGAUCACACUACAGGGGUGGAGACCUCGUGGUGUCUGCCGUACCGCCUCUGAUGAUCUCCUGGUUACCAUGAUCAGUGAUGAUGACAAACAAUCCAAAGUUGUGCGUUACUCUGGCUCCACAGAAAAACAAACCAUUCAGUUUGAUGAUCAGGGCCGUCCUCUCUAUUCAUCUGCUCGUUUCAUCAGUGAGAACAGGAACCUGGAUAUCUGUGUGGUUGACUGGGAUGUUGAUGCAGUAGUGGUGGUCAAUCAGUCAGGAAAACGCCGAUUUAGAUACACUGGUCAUCCCUCUAAUACCGAGCAAUCAUUUGAUCCAUACGGCAUCACUACAGACAGCCAAAGUCACAUCCUGACAGCAGAAUGUUACAAUCAGUGUAUCCACAUCCUAGAUCAGGACGGACAGUUCCUCCGUUACAUUCACUGUGAUUUACACCGUCCAUUAGAUUUAUGUGUGGACAUCAGAGACAACCUCUUUGUGGCUGAGGAGUUCACUGCUAAAGUGAAGAAAAUCCAAUAUCUAUAAACACAGUGUUAAUUACACAUCUCAACACAGUGUUAAUUACAUCUAUCAACACAGUGAAAAUUACACAUCUAGAAACCAUGUUAAUUACAUCUAUCAACACAGUGAAAAUUACACAUUUCAACACGGUGUUAAUUACAUAUCUGGAAACCAUGUUAAUUACAGAUCUCAACACAGUGUCUAAGCACUGUCUAAACUACAGAUAUAAACACAGUGUUAAUUACAGAUAUAAACACAGUGU